AUCGAUAAUGUAAAUCGUGCGUAAUCGUGGAGUUCACUUAGUUUCCCCCACCACUAAUAAAGUGCAAUAUUUUUCUGAUAAGAUCAGCUGCAUUUCCUGCUGUUCAAAAUCUGUUAUUAUUGUCAAUACAAAUCGAUUUAAAGUGGCGCAUUCAACAAAACCGUCAUAAAUAAUGAGUAUCGAUGACGUGAUUUACGUCCUUUGCCUACUCGGUUGCAUUGGUGCGGGACAUUACGUCAAGAAGAUAGGCGAUGAAACACAACGAAAAUUUAUCAGCACCGGUCUCGGCUUGCUGGUGGUGUUUAUUGCAUCGGGUUACCAUGCACUACACUGCAUUAUAUCGACAACGAUUGGCGCGCUCGUAGUUAUCCAUAUGCACCCAAGUCGUUGCCAUUUGAUUACAUUUUGUUUAAUGUUCGGCUAUUUGGUAUUCUUCCGCUUAGUGCACGUAUUUGGUUUGCCAAAUUAUCCUGGACACACCAAUAUGAUACAAAUGAUAUUAACAUUAAAGGUUUCGGGUGUUGCUUUUGAGAAAACGGCUGCUUGGAAAAAGUUACGACAGCGUGAUAAAGCAAUUGCCGAAAGGAAGAGCGGUGAAGAUACAGCCGGCACUGAGCCACUUGUGGAAGUAACAGACUAUGAUGUGGAAUUGCAGGAUAUAGGAUUUGCUGAGAUCUUCCACUAUUGCUUCAACUACAUAGGAGUAUUGACAGGUCCAUAUUACCGUUAUCGCACAUACCUCGAUUACUUCGAGAUGCCAUUCAAAGAUUAUGCGCCGCAUAUAAGCGCAACAAUAGAAAAGCUUAAAUAUGCCGGUCUCUAUUGUUCACUGUAUCUUGUAGCAAACUACAUAUGGCCCCUAGAGUAUGCUUUAAGUGAAGAAUUUUAUCAAGAGCGUUCAUUUAUAUAUCGGCUUAUGUAUGUGUGGCCAACAUUUUUCACGUUCCGUAUGCGUAUUUACACCGGCUUGACGCUGAGCGAAUGCGUCUGCACAAUGGCUGGUUUUGGCGCUUACCCCGAUGAAGCGGAUGCCACAAAUGGUGAAGGACCACGUAAGCAGUACGCACAUUUGAGACGUGAUGCCGACAAGCGUACUUACAAUUUUACUACGAUUGUAAAUACGCGCGUGCGUAGCGUGGAGACUUGUUGGACCUUCCGUGAGGGCAUGAAACACUGGAAUAUUUGCAUACAGUAUUGGUUGGCAGUGAAUGUUUACAAAUUAUUCCCAAGCAAGCAGUACAGAACUAUCGUAACAUUGCUUUGCUCAGCCUUCUGGCAUGGCUUCCGUCCUGGGCACUAUUUCUGCAUCAUGGGUGCGCCAUUUUACGUUUCUUUGGAGGAUAUGUGGAACAAAUUGGUGCGCAAGGAUGCAACUGGACUACAACGUCAAAUUAUCGACAUCCUCUUUUGGAUAGCGAAAUUCUUUGCUUUCAGCUAUCUCGGCAUCUCAUUUCUAUUAGCUUCGUUUUCGAAUAUUUGGAAAUACUACAGUUCAGUAUAUCAUAUUGGUUAUGUGGAAUGGUGUGUCUUUAUGGUAUUGGGUAAAUAUCUGUUAAAUUUGAAAAAGUCAGCCGAAAAGCGUCAACAAAAGCAAAAGGAGGUUGCAGAAAGCGAAAAGGAGCAAAUGAAAAAAGUCGCAUAAGUGCAGUAAACGGCCUUAGAAGUGUAGUACUAAAGUUUAUAUUUACAUAUAUAUGCGCUAUAUUAGUAACUAUAUACAUGUGACAUUAUGCUAUUAUGUAGCUGAUGACUACCAAAGUGUGUCCAUAAAUGGAUUUUUACAUAGCUUUAUUGUGUAUCGGUCAAUUUGAAAUGGUGUAUCACCGUAUUGAGCGUAUAUUAACUACUAUGCCAACAUUUCCAGUAGUUUAGUUUUUACUAACUAAUGACUUUUAUGCGUAUCUAAGCACAAGUAAUUACCAAAAAUAUAUUAUAUUAAAUAAUAUUGUUGUUGUAGAUUAGAAGUAUUCAUUUGGUAAUAAUUCGAACUCUAUUAGUUAGUUAAAGAGUGUAAAGCAGCUAUACUCAUAUUUAGAGACUAUUAGCACAAUUUUUUUUACAGGUUACGAAUGCAAUUUCGAUAUUUUAGCUUUUUUAUUUUGUUUUUUACAAAUAAAUU
Bactrocera dorsalis (oriental fruit fly) is the source of this 2119-nucleotide messenger RNA. It is a transcript of the gene frj, whose product is annotated as lysophospholipid acyltransferase 7. The record is from RefSeq and is a predicted model, not a curated record. Bases 173 to 1642 code for a protein of 489 amino acids. Gene Ontology annotation, biological process: lipid modification; phosphatidylinositol biosynthetic process. Gene Ontology annotation, molecular function: lysophospholipid acyltransferase activity. The transcript is spliced from 7 exons. Lineage: Eukaryota; Metazoa; Arthropoda; Insecta; Diptera; Tephritidae. Gene Ontology annotation, cellular component: membrane; mitochondria-associated endoplasmic reticulum membrane contact site.